CAGUGCCAAUUCAUUCCCCAUAACCCAAAAACAAAUUGUACCAACCGCCCCUGUCUUUUCGAGCCCAUCUGCAAAGAUUCCAAAAGCAAACUCCUCACCCCACAAAAAUGCACUAGUGCGUGUAUUAUCUUCACGUUCUUGUCGAUUUCAAGGUUAUCCGUUGGAAAUUCGCAUUAACUUCUCCUUCUCCUGUAAUAAUCCGUUUUUCCGGCAUCAGGGAUAGUGUAAUUUUUGGAAAAAGAAACGAUUUUUACAUAUGAAAUUCGGGAAAGAAUUUGGGAUCCAUUUAGGAGAAACACUGCCGGAAUGGAGGGACAAGUAUUUGUGUUACAAGCCUCUAAAAAAGCUCCUAAAGAAUAUCCCGGCAGCCGAUCUGCCGAAGGACGGAGAUGGGUUGGCGGCGCCCCUGCCGUCAGCCGAGCUCCAUGACUGGUUUGUUGGAAUUCUUAACGAAGAACUCGAAAAAUUCAACAAUUUCUACGUCGAUAAAGAGGAAGAAUUCAUCAUCCGCUUCCAGGAGUUGAAGGGAAGAAUUGAACGAGUGAAGGAAAAAGGCAGUAGAGACAGAGUCUUCAGAUCAGAUACUGAAUUUAGUGAAGAGAUGAUGGAUAUACGUAAAGAUUUUGUUGCCAUUCAUGGGGAAAUGGUUCUUCUGAAAAAUUACAGCUCUCUGAAUUUUGCUGGUCUUCUUAAGAUUUUGAAGAAAUAUGAUAAAAGAACCGGGGGAUUGCUACGCCUACCUUUUACACAGCUUGCUGUUCAUCAGCCCUUCUUCACGACCGAACCUCUCACGCGAUUAGUUCGUGAGUGCGAGGAAAAUCUUGAGCUCCUCUUCCCACUAGAAGCUGAGGUUGUUGAGUCGACUGCCGUUGCACAAGAUCAGAUAGACACAGUUCCUAGUAACCCUUCAAGUGAUUGCCUCGAUACAACCUUUUCCCUCGGAGAGGAGACGGUAGAUAUAUACCGGAGCACCCUUGCUGCAAUGAAAGCUAUAAAGGGCCUUAAAAAGGCGAGCUCUACCUGUAAUCCAUUUUCAGCCAUUGGUCGAGCAAACUUCUACCAUAUGAGAGUAAUCUUUUUCACCGAUCAAGGCCGUAAUGUGGCCAGAAACAAGAAAUUAAGCUUCAACCCAUCUUUUCAAGGUGGAACAAAACUUUAUGAGACUUCAGAAGCCAAGGAAAAGAAGAAAAGUUUAAAAGAUGUAAUUCUCCUCCCUGUAAACCUCUCUUUACUAUGUGUGGACAACUCCCGAAGCCAUAACUUUACUUCUACAAGACAACUGCCUUCCAACAAAAAUGUUGCCUUUCAGUUGCCACAGGGAUUCAAAUCUCUAAUGCUCCGUAUAGAACCUUCUUGCUUUACCACUGCGUCAUGCCCGUGGAGGCAGAUGGGGUAUGAAUUUGAUGGUAUUCUACCAGUUGCUUCCAAGCAAUCAAAACAAAGUUCCCAGGCAAUGAGGCCAGCCAUUUUCAGCACAUAG
Messenger RNA from Olea europaea var. sylvestris, 1480 nucleotides. RefSeq names its product SPX domain-containing protein 4-like. The transcript has 5 exons. NCBI's taxonomy places the organism in Eukaryota, Viridiplantae, Streptophyta, Magnoliopsida, Lamiales, Oleaceae. Gene Ontology annotation, biological process: cellular response to phosphate starvation. The record is from RefSeq and is a predicted model, not a curated record. Bases 257 to 1480 code for a protein of 407 amino acids.